Messenger RNA from Schistosoma mattheei, 309 nucleotides. NCBI's taxonomy places the organism in Eukaryota, Metazoa, Platyhelminthes, Trematoda, Strigeidida, Schistosomatidae. The record is from the annotation of a GenBank genome assembly.
AUGAAUAAUAUUGAAUUAUAUCGUGAACGUAUAGAAUGUCAUCGUGAAAAUAAAGCCAUUAGAACAUUAUCUAUUAUAACUGGUUGUUUUCUAUUAUGUUGGUUACCAUUUUUUUUACAUACACUUAUUAUACCAUUUUGUUUACCACAAUGUAAUUUAAAUCAUUUUAUAAGUAGUAUAUUUUUAUGGUUAGGUUAUUUAAAUUCAUUAUUAAAUCCAAUUAUAUAUACAAUAUUUGCACCGGAUUUUAGAAAUGCUUUUAAAAAAAUUCUUUAUACUAUAUUGAAUACAUUGAAUGUAAAACAAUGA